CCGCGCUGGCGGUAGCGAUAGCGAGCUGUGGUAGUGCUGGUGGUUGUGGUGGCGGCCGAGGCGGCGGCGGCCAUUUUGGUGAGGCCUCAGAAGCGGCGGUUCUCUGGGAGUAGCUUCUCCCGUUCUUCCCACCCACCGCCCCCGUCUCUGCUAGGAGAGGAGACUGUGGAGACCAGGCGGGGGCCGCGGCCGCUAGUCUCGGGGGGACCUACAGACCGCGCGGGCGGCGGCCAAGAGGGGGCCAUCCCCCCUCCUGGAAGGGAGGGGGCGGCGUGCACGCCCCCGAGGACGCAGGUGUGAUUCUCAUUACGGCGGCACCGUGGAAGUACAGACUUUCACAGGAGUUGUGGUCUCAGCUCACACAGGUGCUUCAGAGACCCGUGGACCUGAGCGGAGGCUGGGACGCCCUAGUGGGCCCCGGGCCCUGGAAGGCGGGUCCCGGUGGCCGGUGGCCCAGAAUGAGGCCAGCUCCCAGCAUGCCCUGCAGCCGGACACCGCCAGCCCCUCUGCCAGUAGCAGUGGUGACAACGACCCAGUCAUUCUUCAGGCAUCCAAAGAGGAGCCUGGGAGUGGGACCAUGCAGAGCAGUCCCUCCCCUGCUCACCCUCAGCUCCCAAUCCUACAGACACAGAUGGUGUCGGACGGCAUGACAGGCAGCAAUCCAGUGUCCCCUGCCUCAUCUAGUUCUCCAGCCUCUAGUGGGGCAGGUGGCAUUUCCCCCCAGCAUAUAGCUCAAGAUUCCUCUCUGGAUGGACCUCCAGGCCCCCCCGAUGGUGCCACCGUGCCCUUGGAGGGGCUCAGUCUACCCCAAGCUGCUGACUUGGCCAACAGAGGUCCCAAAUGGGAGAAGAGCCAUGCUGAGAUUGCAGAGCAGGCCAAACAUGAGGCUGAAAUUGAGACUCGAAUUGCUGAACUACGGAAGGAGGGUUUCUGGUCGCUGAAGAGGCUGCCUAAAGUGCCAGAGCCUCCCCGCCCCAAGGGCCACUGGGACUAUCUGUGUGAGGAGAUGCAGUGGCUCUCUGCUGACUUUGCACAGGAGCGCCGUUGGAAACGGGGUGUGGCCCGUAAGGUGGUGCGCAUGGUGAUUCGACACCAUGAGGAGCAACGACAGAAAGAAGAACGGGCUCGGAGGGAGGAGCAGGCCAAGUUGCGUCGAAUCGCUUCCACCAUGGCUAAAGAUGUUAGGCAGUUCUGGAGCAAUGUGGAGAAGGUGGUGCAAUUUAAGCAACAGUCUCGGCUUGAAGAAAAGCGCAAAAAAGCUCUGGAUCUGCAUCUAGACUUCAUUGUGGGGCAAACUGAGAAGUACUCAGACCUUCUAUCUCAGAGCCUCAACCAGCCUCUAGCCUCCAGCAAAGCUGGGUCUUCUCCUUGCCUUGGCUCUUCCUCAGCUGCCUCUAGUCCUCCGCCCCCUGUUUCCCGACUGGAUGAUGAAGAUGGGGACUUCCAGCCCCAGGAGGAGGAGGAAGAGGAUGAUGAGGAGACGAUUGAGGUUGAAGAACAACAGGAAGGCAAUGAUGCAGAGACCCAGAGGCGUGAGAUUGAGCUACUUCGACAUGAGGGAGAACUGCCAUUGGAGGAGCUACUCCGUUCCCUCCCCCCACAGCUUCUAGGAGGGCCUUCCAGUCCCUCAAGGACCCCGUCAUCUCAUGAUAGUGAUACUCGAGAUGGGCCUGAAGAAACUGAAGAAGAUUCCUCUCAGGUGUUGAAGGUUAAAAAAACCCCGUCUGUCACCCAGUGCAAUAAGCGGCCUUGGCAACCAGAUGAAGAUGACGAAGAAUUUACCGCCAAUGAGGAUGAAGCGGAGGAUGAAGAAGAUACGAUAGCAGCUGAAGAGCAAUUGGAAGGGGAUGUUGAUCAUGCCAUGGAGCUGAGCGAGUUGGCUCGAGAAGGUGAACUGUCUAUGGAGGAGCUGCUGCAGCAGUAUGCCGGAGCUUACGCUUCUGAUGCCUCUGUCCCAGAUUCUGGGAGUAGUGACGAUGAUGAUGAGGAGGAGGAGGAGGAGGAAGAGGAGGAGGAGGUUGAGGCUAACAGCUUUGACUGUGAUCCAGAAGGGACUAUAGAAGCUGAAGAAGCUCCUCAAGAGGAUAGUAGCAGUCAGUCAGAUUCUGGUGAGGAACCAAGUGAGGAUGAAGAAGAUGAGCAUUCAGAGGAUGAUGAAACAAGUAGUUCACCAUCAGAGGAGUCUGAGUCUGAUGAAUCUGAGGAGUCGCAGUCACAGAGCUCAGCAGAUGAAGAAGAAGAAGAAGAUGAUGAUGAUGAUGAUGAUGACGACUGUGGGGUUGAGUACUUGCUUGCCCGUGAUGAAGAGCAGAGUGAAGCAGAUGGGGGCAGUGGUCCUCCUACCCCAGGACCCCCCAGUUCUCUAGGCCCUAAGAAAGAAAUUACUGACAUCGCUGCUGCAGCUGAAAGUCUUCAGCCUAAGGGUUACACUUUGGCAACUACCCAGGUAAAGACGCCUAUUCCUCUCCUCUUGCGAGGCCAGCUUCGGGAGUACCAACACAUUGGGUUGGAUUGGCUGGUUACCAUGUAUGAGAAGAAGCUUAAUGGCAUUCUUGCUGAUGAAAUGGGGUUAGGCAAGACGAUUCAGACCAUCUCCCUGCUUGCCCACUUGGCCUGUGAGAAAGGUAACUGGGGUCCUCAUUUGAUCAUUGUCCCCACCAGUGUGAUGUUGAACUGGGAGAUGGAGCUGAAACGUUGGUGUCCCAGCUUUAAAAUCCUCACUUACUAUGGAGCUCAGAAGGAGAGGAAACUCAAGCGGCAGGGCUGGACCAAGCCCAAUGCCUUCCAUGUGUGUAUCACAUCUUACAAGUUGGUGCUGCAGGACCACCAGGCCUUUCGUCGAAAGAACUGGCGCUAUCUUAUUCUGGAUGAGGCUCAAAACAUUAAGAAUUUCAAGUCACAACGCUGGCAAUCACUGCUCAACUUCAACAGCCAGAGGCGCCUGCUCCUAACAGGAACUCCGUUGCAGAACAGCCUCAUGGAGCUGUGGUCCCUGAUGCAUUUUUUGAUGCCCCAUGUCUUCCAGUCUCAUCGCGAGUUCAAAGAAUGGUUCUCUAACCCCCUAACUGGCAUGAUUGAAGGCAGCCAAGAGUAUAAUGAAGGUUUAGUCAAACGCCUCCACAAGGUUUUGCGGCCUUUUUUGCUCCGGAGAGUUAAGGUGGAUGUUGAGAAACAGAUGCCUAAAAAGUAUGAACAUGUUAUACGCUGUCGCCUCUCCAAGCGCCAACGCUGUCUUUAUGAUGACUUCAUGGCACAGACCACAACAAAGGAGACGCUAGCCACUGGCCAUUUCAUGAGUGUCAUCAACAUUUUGAUGCAGCUCCGAAAAGUCUGCAAUCAUCCAAACUUGUUUGACCCUCGACCUGUUACUUCCCCUUUCAUCACCCCAGGCAUCUGCUUUAGCACCGCCUCUCUGGUGCUAAGGGCCACGGAUGUCCACCCGCUUCAGCGAAUAGACAUGGGUCAGUUUGAUCUUAUUGGCCUAGAGGGUCGUGUCUCUAGGUAUGAGGCAGACACAUUUCUGCCCCGGCACCGCCUCUCCCGCCGGGUACUAUUAGAAGUCGCUACUGCUCCUGACCCCCCACCCCGGCCCAAGCCAGUCAAGAUGAAAGUCAACAGGAUGCUGCAGCCAGUGCCCAAGCAAGAAGGCCGGACAGUAGUGGUGGUGAACAGCCCACGAACUGCUGUGGGCCCUGUACCAGUCCGACCUCCUCCAGGCCCUGAGCUCUCAGCCCAACCCACCCCUGGCCCAACUCCUCCAGUACUGCCAGCACCACUGAUGGUGUCGGCUUCGCCUAUUGGGCCCCCACUUAUUCCGGCAUCCCGGCCCCCUGGCCCAGUUCUAUUACCCCCACUGCAGCCAAACAGUGGAUCUUUACCCCAGGUGUUGCCAUCCCCUCUAGGGGUCUUGAGUGGGACCUCACGACCUCCCACACCAACCUUGUCCCUGAAACCCGCCCCACCCGCCCCUGUUCGUUUGAGCCCUGCCCCGCCCCCGGGCUCCUCUAGCCUAUUGAAACCCCUGACAGUGCCACCAGGAUACACCUUCCCAGCUGCCCCUGCCACUACCACAUCUACCACCACAGUCACGGCACCCAGCACGGCAGUGCCAGCUCCAGGUCCUGCACCUCAGCGCCUCAUCCUGUCUCCUGAUAUGCAAGCUCGCCUCCCCUCAGGUGAAGUGGUCAGCAUCGGGCAGUUGGCCUCACUGGCACAACGUCCAGUGGCUAGUGCAGGGGGAAGCAAACCUCUCACCUUCCAAAUCCAGGGCAACAAGCUGACUUUGACUGGUGCCCAGGUGCGCCAGCUUGCUGUGGGGCAACCCCGCCCGCUGCAAAGGAAUGUGGUGCACCUGGUGUCAGCAGGGGGGCAGCACCACCUCAUCAGCCAGCCUGCCCAUGUGGCCCUCAUCCAGGCCGUGGCCCCGACCCCUGGCCCUACCCCUGUCUCUGUGCUGCCUUCUUCGACCCCCAGCACCACCCCUGCCCCUACUGGCCUCAACCUUCCGCUUGCUGCUAACCAGGUGCCACCAACCAUGGUGAAUAAUACAGGCGUGGUGAAGAUUGUUGUGAGACAGGCCCCUCGGGACGGACUGACUCCUGUUCCUCCUUUGGCUCCAGCACCUCGGCCUUCAGGUUCUGGGCUUCCAGCUGUGUUGACUCCACGGCCCACGUUAACCCCUGGUCGGCUACCCACACCCACUGUGGGUGCUGCCCGGGCUUCCAUACCCACGUCCACUCUGGUGAGGCCCCUUCUCAAGUUGGUUCACAGUCCUUCGCCUGAAGUCAGUGUUUCAGCACCUGGAGCUGCUCCCUUGACGAUCUCGUCUCCUCUACCUGGGCCAGCCUCUUCUCCAAUGCCAGUUCCCAAUUCUUCUCCCCUGGCCAGUCCUGUGUCCUCAGUUCCAGUGUCAUCUUCACUUCCCAUCUCUGUCCCCACCACACAUCCUGCCCCAGCCUCAGCUCCACUCACCAUCCCCAUCUCAUCCCCCUUACCUGUUUCGGCUUCUGGGCCAACCCUGUUGACCAGUGUGACUCCAACACUGGCACCUGUUGUAUCAGCAUCUCCUGGACCUUCUUUGGCACCAGUUGGAGCUUCCCCGUCAGCAUCAACCUUGGCUCUUGGUUUGGCCACAACUCCUUCCAUAUCCCCGUCUCAGGCUUCGGCUCAUCCUUUAUUGUUGGCUCCAGCUUCUUCACAUGUUCCAGGAUUGAAUUCAGCCGUGGCCACAGCGUGUUCACCUGUCCUGGUGCCAGCCUCAGCUUUGGCCAGUCCUUUUCCUGCAGCUCCAACUCCUGCUCCAGCUCAGACUUCCCUUCUGACUUCAACACCCUCAGCGUCUCAGGCCUUAGCCACCUCUCUGGCUCCCAUGGCUGCUCCACCAACAGCAAUCCUGGCUUCUCCAGCUCCUACUCUGACUCCUCUUUCAGUUUUGGCUCCACCGCAGACUUCAGUUCCGGUUUUGGCUUCCUCAUCUACACCAGGGACUCCUUUAGCCUCAGCUUCUUCGCUAGUUCCAGCCCCGACUCCUCCUUUGUUGGCUCCAUCAUCAACUCAAACUAUGGUACCGGCCCCUGUUCCAUCAGCUAUUUCGAGCCCUGCUUCAACACAGACACUGACCUUGGCCCCAGCUUUAACAUCCCCUCUUGGCAGUUCGUCUCCGUCUCAGACACACUCAUUGGGAACAGGGACCCCCCAGGGACCCUUUUCAGCUCAGACCCUGUCAUUGACUCCAGCAUCAUCCCUAGUACCAACUCCAGCUCAGACGUUGUCUUUGGCCCCAGGACCACCACUUGGUCCCACUCAGACGCUGUCUCUGGCUUCCCCACCCCCUCUGGCUCCAGCUUCUCCAAUGGGCUCAGCGCCAGCUCACACACUGACUUUGGCUCCAGUAUCAUCAUCAUCAUCUUCGCUCAUGGCUCCAGCUUCAGUGCAGACACUGACCUUGAGCCCUGCUCCAGUUUCGAUGCCUACCUUGGGCCCAGCUGCAGCUCAGACUCUAGCACUGGCUCCAGUCUCAACACAGGUCCCAGCUUCCCAGGCAUCUUCCCUUGCGGUUUCGGCUUCUGGAGCAGCUCCCUUGCCUGUCACCAUGGUAUCUCGGCUGACUGUUCCCAAGGAUGAGCCUGAAACACUGACAUUGCGCUCUGGUCCCCCCAGCCCGCCUGCCACUGCUACCUCGUUCAGUGGUCCCCGGCCUCGACGCCAGCCCCCACCACCACCUCGUUCCCCUUUCUAUCUGGACUCUCUGGAGGAAAAGCGGAAGCGACAGCGGUCUGAACGCCUGGAACGGAUUUUCCAACUUAGCGAGGCUCAUGGGGCCCUAUCACCCAUGUAUGGGACUGAAGUCCUGGAUUUCUGUACCCUGCCCCAACCUGUUGCCAGUCCCAUCGGCCCUCGUUCUCCUGGCCCCAGCCACCCCACCUUUUGGACUUACACUGAAGCUGCCCGUCAGGCUGUCCUGUUUCCCCAGCAACGACUAGACCAGCUGUCAGAAAUCAUUGAGAGGUUCAUCUUUGUCAUGCCUCCUGUGGAGGCACCUCCCCCUUCCCUGCAUGCCUGCCACCCACCUCCUUGGCUGGCCCCACGUCAGGCAGCCUUCCAGGAGCAAUUGGCUUGUGAGCUCUGGCCCCGGGCUCGUCCUUUGCACCGUAUUGUGUGUAAUAUGCGCACCCAGUUUCCUGACUUGAGGCUUAUCCAGUAUGAUUGUGGAAAGUUGCAGACGUUGGCAGUAUUGUUGCGACAGCUCAAGGCAGAGGGCCACCGGGUGCUCAUAUUUACCCAAAUGACACGAAUGCUGGAUGUAUUGGAGCAGUUUCUCACCUAUCAUGGCCACCUCUACUUGCGUCUGGAUGGAUCUACUAGAGUUGAACAGAGACAGGCUUUGAUGGAACGGUUCAAUGCAGACAAACGCAUAUUCUGCUUCAUCCUUUCCACUCGGAGUGGGGGUGUGGGUGUGAACCUGACAGGAGCAGAUACUGUUGUUUUUUAUGACAGCGACUGGAAUCCCACCAUGGAUGCACAGGCCCAGGAUCGCUGUCACCGAAUAGGCCAGACCCGAGAUGUUCACAUUUAUAGGCUUAUCAGUGAACGGACAGUGGAAGAAAACAUCCUGAAAAAGGCAAAUCAGAAGAGAAUGUUGGGUGACAUGGCCAUUGAGGGAGGCAACUUUACCACUGCUUAUUUUAAACAGCAGACCAUUCGUGAGUUGUUUGAUAUGCCCCUAGAAGAGCCAUCUGGCUCCUCUGUACCUUCUGCCUCUGAAGAUGAUGAAGAGACUGUGGCCAGCAAGCAGACCCAUAUCUUGGAACAGGCAUUGUGUCGGGCAGAGGAUGAAGAAGAUAUCCGUGCGGCCACCCAGGCCAAAGCAGAACAGGUGGCUGAGCUUGCAGAAUUCAAUGAGAAUGAAGGCUUUCCUUCUGGUGAGGGAGAGGAGGCCAGCCGCCCCGGGGCUGAGGAUGAGGAGGUAUCCCGCGCUGAACAGGAGAUUGCCGCCCUUGUAGAACAGUUAACUCCCAUUGAGCGCUAUGCCAUGAAAUUCUUGGAAGCCUCACUGGAGGAGGUGAGCCGAGAGGAGCUCAAACAAGCAGAAGAACAAGUGGAAGCUGCCCGCAAGGACCUGGAUCAAGCCAAGGAAGAGGUGUUUCGCCUGCCCCAAGAGGAGGAGGAGGGCCCAGGGGCUGGGGAUGAGGUUUCCAGUGGGACUGGUGGAGGCAGCCAUCGGCGCAGUAAGAAGGCCAAGGCCCCUGAAAGGCCGGGGACUCGCGUCAGUGAGCGUCUUCGUGGAGCCCGGGCUGAGAACCAAGGGGCAAACCACACUCCUGUCACAUCCACCCAUCAUGCCCGCAGCACCUCCAUACCCCCUCGCUGUAGCCCUGCCAGGGAAAGAGUUCCCCGACCAACACCUAGGCCUCGACCCACUCCAGCUCCAGCUCCUGCUGCAGUUCCUGCCCCAACUCCCGUCCCUGUCCCAAUCCCCAUUUCAGCCCCCAAUCCAGUAACCAUGCUUCCCAUCCAUAUCUUGCCUUCUCCCCCUCUUCCUCCACAGAUUCCUCCCUCUUGUUCUUCUGCUUGUACCCCUCCUCCUGCCUGUACCCCUCCACCAGCUCAUACCCCACCUCCAACCCAAACCUCUCUCUUAACCCCUUCUUCCCCACUCCUUCUUGGUUUACCCUCUAUACCUCUCUCUCCCCCGGUUACCAACCUCUCCUUAGGCUUGGGGCCUGAGGCAGAGCUGCGUGUGCAAGCCCUGGCAUCUACUGAGUCACUGGUUGAGACAGCCAGUUCCGAGACUUCCCCACUUACUCUCGUGCCCCCUAAAGAUCUGUUGCCAGUUGCUGUUGAGAUCCUGCCCGUGUCAGAGAAGAACCUUUCUCUUACUUCUUCUGCACCUAGCCCAACCCUGGAGACUGGCAGUGUCCCCAACGGUCAAGAGCAGGAAGUGCCAGAGCCUGCUGAGGGGACUGUCCUCACAGUGCUGCCUGAUGGUGAGGAGAUGCCCAGAUGUCUGAGUGAGAGCAAUGGGCUGGAACUCCCACCCUCUGCAGCAUCUGAUGAGCAACUUCAGGAGCCGUUGGAGGCUGACAAGAGUGCAGAAGAAGUGGUAGAGGCCCAGACCCCUUCCUCCAGUCCAGAGAAGCCACAGGAACUCAUUGCAGCUGAGGUCACAGCCGCAUCAACCUCAACCUCAGCCACCUCCUCACCUGAGGGUCCUUCGCCUGUCCGGCCCCCUCGACGUCGCACCAGUGCUGAUGUAGAAAUCAGGGGUCAGGGGGCUGGCCGGCCAGGGCAGCCUCCAGGCCCUAAAGUGCUUCGGAAGCUCCCGGGACGACUGGUGACUGUGGUGGAGGAAAAGGAACUGGUGAGGAGACGGAGACAGCAGCGAGGAACUGCCAGCACUCUGGUGCCUGGCGUCUCUGAGACUGGUGCCAGCCCGGGAAGCCCAUCUACCCACAGCAUGUCGGGGACAGAAUCCUCACCCCCCACCAGUGGGCCCUGUGAAGCUGCUCCCCCCUCCACUUUGCCUUCCCCAACCCAGCAACCCUUCAUAGCUCGCCGUCGCAUUGAGCUGGGGGUGACUGGUGGGGGCAGUCCAGAGAAUGGAGAAGGGGCAUUGCUUGCCAUCACUCCUCCUGCUGUGAAACGUCGGCGGGGGAGGCCCCCCAAGAAGAACAGGUCUCCAGCAGAUGCGGGGCGAGGGGUGGAUGAGGCACCUUCUUCCACCUCUAAGGGAAAGACCAACGGGGCUGAUCCGGUUCCAGGGGCAGAGACCCUUAUCGUUGCGGACCCUGUCCUGGGACCCCAGCUUAUUCCUGAGUCCCAACCUCUUGGACCCCAGCCCCUUCAUAGACCCGAGCCCAUCAUCCUGUCACCUGUGGAGAAGAGAAGGCGUGGGCGGCCCCCUAAGGCACGCGAUUUGCCCAUUCCUGGGACCAUUUCGUCUCCAGGGGAUGGCAACUUAGAGAGCCGGACACAGCCUCUCCCGCUGCCACCACCCCUGCCACCACUCCUAGCCUGUCCCACUGCUACUGUCGCCAACACUGUCACCACUCUCACCAUUUCAACAUCCCCACCCAAGCGGAAGCGGGGCCGGCCUCCCAAGAAUCCACCAUCACCUCGGCCCAGCCAGCUCCCUGUCUUGGACCGUGACAGCUCCUCUGUCCUUGAGAGCUGUGGAAUGGGGAGGCGGCGGCACCCCCAGGGCCAGGGGGAGAGUGAGGGUAGUUCCUCUGAUGAGGACGGAAGCCGCCCUCUCACCCGCCUGGCCCGCUUACGGCUUGAAGCAGAGGGUAUGCGGGGACGAAAGAGUGAAGGGUCCAUGGUAGUGGCUGUAAUUCAGGAUGACUUGGAUAUAGCAGAGAGCGGGCCAGGGGGGUUAGAAUUGACACCACCUGUGGCUUCACUGGCUCCGAAGCUGCGUUCGACCCGGCUGCGUCCAGGGUCUCUAGUCCCCCCGCUAGAGACUGAGAAGGUGCCUCGCAAACGGGCAGGGGCCCCAGUUGGGGGAGGAACUGGGCUGGCAAAGCGGGGUCGUCUGCAGCCCCCUAGUCCUCUGGCACCUGAGGGCUCAGUAGAGGAGUCGGAGGCAGAAGCCUCAGGUGAGGAUGAGGAAGGGGAUGGAAUCCCACGUCGCCGACCUGCCCCCCGGAGGCUUGGUGGGGCCACCAACCAAGGGGACCAGCGCAUCCUGCGCAGCAGUGCCCCGCCCCACCUGACUGGCCCUACCGUUAGUCACAGAGGCCGCAAGGCCAAAACGUGAAUGGGCAGCCCCCCCACCCAGGCUUUCCGCCGUGGCCCCUCUCCGUCCACAACCAGGCCUGACUCUGUUAACCACUACUUGAAGUCUUUUGAGGGGGAAAGCCUCCAGGGAGACAUAGGGGCCUUCCCCCUUCUUUCCACCAAAGUAGGGGGUAGGCAACUGGUUGUCAUGGAAAUGGGGCUCUUCACAUAUCCCCUUCCCUUCCACCCCACAUGGCUGGGCAGUGUUAAGGGUGGCAAGAUAGUCUCUGUCCCCACCCCCUUGUACUUGAUUCCCCAGCUAUCUUUCAUAGCCCCCCCACCCUUAGGGGAAGGGGGAGGGGCUUCUCUACAAUGAGUUUUUUCUUUUUUUUUUUUUUAAGAAGAAAAAAAUAAUAAACUUAGUUUCUGUAUGAGCA
Sorex araneus (European shrew) is the source of this 10655-nucleotide messenger RNA. It is a transcript of the gene SRCAP, whose product is annotated as Snf2 related CREBBP activator protein. Gene Ontology annotation, cellular component: Swr1 complex. The transcript has 34 exons. Gene Ontology annotation, molecular function: ATP-dependent chromatin remodeler activity; ATP hydrolysis activity; histone binding. The record is from RefSeq and is a predicted model, not a curated record. The coding region runs from base 578 to 10258 and encodes 3226 amino acids. NCBI's taxonomy places the organism in Eukaryota, Metazoa, Chordata, Mammalia, Eulipotyphla, Soricidae.